Molecule: messenger RNA, 14001 nt
Organism: Gorilla gorilla gorilla (western lowland gorilla)
Lineage: Eukaryota; Metazoa; Chordata; Mammalia; Primates; Hominidae
Gene: DLGAP2
Product: DLG associated protein 2
Exons: 14
Coding region: 3577-6936 (1119 amino acids)
Biological process (GO): signaling
Cellular component (GO): glutamatergic synapse; postsynaptic specialization
Molecular function (GO): molecular adaptor activity
Source: RefSeq, a predicted model, not a curated record
CUGAGGGGCCACUGCCUUGAUGGGUUGUGAUGCCCACGAGGGCAUGGGUGUGAGUGCUGAUGCCGCUCUGACCGUCCAUUGUAAUUACCUUCUGCCCAGGAGCUGGAGAUGCCAAUACGCUUAACCCUGCAUUGAGAAUGAAAAAGCUACAGUUCCUGAAGUUGACAUAACUAGUUAGGAUAUUUGCUAAGAAGGAAGCAGGGGGUGAAGUGUAAGUGUAUCUUUUUAAGGGUAUGGCAUAGAAUUCCUUGGGAAUCAGGAUUGCAUUUUACCAGUUUAGAGACCCCUCUGAGCUUGGUGCAUAGGGGAUAGUCAGUGGAAGCGUUUAAAUUUGAAAUGAAUUGAACCUGUGCUUGUAUCAGAUGUCAGGGGUCUGUUCCUGGAGAAAUAAUGUAGGAGGAAAGCGUAACUAAUUAAGGGAAAAUGUCUCAGACGCUGGCUUUUAAAAUAAUUAAACAAUCAAAGACUGCCAAAGGUCUAAAGUUUAUGAGAUGCACACUCAAGUAAUUUAGCGGCUGUGUGGCAGGCAGAAAUGGCCUGUGAGUGAUUUCAGGGUCAGCUCAAACAGAAAUUAUCUUCUGAAGAGAGGGAUCCAGCUUAAUGUUCUUAAGUUAAAUCAACGAUGCUGUUAACAUUGCUUUGAAUUCCGUAGUUACUGAUGGAUGUCACAUGACAGCAUCCAUUGUGUAUUGAUGGCUGCAGAUAGGAGCCUAUAAACAUGAGAAGUGCACAUUUGGAGGGAGCUGCAUGGAAAGAUGUCUCUGGUUUUCAGUUUCUAGUCCUUUUUAGGGUUUCCACUUGGGAGCAACACCAGCCACGUCCCUCACAGCCACUGCUGAUUAUGUCUUGAAGGAGGUGAUGUUAAUUCAGUCAAUCCCAGAGAUACUGGCCCUUCCUAGGUGAUGUGGGUAGAAGACAGUGAGGCCAUCUCUGUCCUCCGGCUCACGUUAUUGGAGGCGAGAGGGCAGUACCGACAGCAGGUUAGCAGGUGUUGGGGCCAGAUCCUCUCGGAGCCCUGGGCUUGGACGUUGGGUGGGGUGGAUGGGGUGGGACAACGUUGUGGGGUCCUGUUGUGUGGUGACUGUUAGGGCAGGACUGUAAGCCCAGUGAAGUUUAGUGCUGGCCUUGCCGAGGUGCAGGACGUGAGUUUACAGAGGCACAUUUCAGAAACUUCGGGAAGCUGGCACUGCAUGCUUAUCCCGGUUAUUCUUUUUUUUUUUUCUUUUUCUUUUUUUUUGAGACAGAGUUUUGCUCGUUGCCCAGGCUGGAGUGCAAUGGCGCGAUCUCUGGUCACUAACCUCCACCUCCUGGAUUCAAGGGAUUUUCCUGCCUCAGCCUCCUGAGUAGGUGGGAUUACAGGCAUGCACCACCAUGCCUGGCUAUUUUUUUGUAUUUUUAGUAGAUACAUGGGGUUUCUGUGUGUUGGUUAGGCUGUUCUUAAACUCCCGAUCUCAGGUGAUCCACCUGCCUUGGCCUCCCAAAGUGCUGGGAUUGCCAGCAUAAGCCACCGCGCCUGGCCAAUCCAGGUUAUUCUUACUAAAUCCAGACAUUGUGAAGGCCUGCUUGCUAUUAAUAUAUUGAUAAUUAUGUUGAUAAUGGUGAAAGUGUAGGCACGUGUGGGUGAUUGCUUGCUAUUGGUGUAUAGAUAGCUGAUAAUGGUGAAGAUGUAUUGAUAAUUAUGCUGAUAAUGGUUGAAGUGUAUUGAUAAUUAUGUUGAUAAUGGUGAAAGUGUAGGUGCGUGUGGGUCAUGGUCACUUGGAGUGUUUUGGGUAUGAUUGCUUUUAGAGAAGAAAUCUUAUUUUGUCACUCAAGCUGGUGUGCAGUGACCUUCUGGGCUCAAGCUAUCCUCCCAUCUCAAUCUCCAAAGUAGCUGGGACUACAGGUGCACACCACCUUGCUCAGCUAAUUUUUAUUUUUUAAUUAUAAUUUUUUUUUGUAGAGGGGGAGUCUCCUUAUGUUGCCGAGGCUGGUCUUGAAUUCUAGGGCUUAAGCGAUCCUCCCAGCUCAGCUUGUUUCAUAUACAUAUAUGAAAUGUGAAUGGUUGUCUCUGGGCUGAAGUUACCUCACGGAAGGAUGGUGUUCUGUGUGGAUGCUGGACAGGGCUGGAUUUGUGGUGGUCCAGGAAUCCAUGACUUGGGGGGCAGCCUUGUGGAUGGGUGUGGAGAGAGUGUAUUAGCACAGCUUGGAUGUCCACAUUGUGGACGGAGUAACCGUGUGGGCUUUGCAGGUGUAUUAGGGCCCUCCAGAGAAGUGGAAGUCGUUGGAUAUAUGUGGGUGUAUUUGUUUACACAUAUGUAGACCCCAUGCUUAUAUAUAUAAAUCUCGUCAUGUAUGUCUGUGUGAAUAGAAGGAGAUUUGUUAUAAGGAAUUGGCUCAUGUGGUUAUGAGGCUGAUGAGGCUGAUGAGUCUGAGAUCUGCUCAGCCAGCUGAAGGCCCAGGAAGAGCCCAUGUGUCCAUUCUAGCAUGAAGGCAGGAAAAAACGUGGUGUUCCAGUUCAAAGGCAGGCAGGGGCGUUGCAUAAUAAAAUGUAUUUUAAUUAAUUAAUUCAGGGUUUUCCUGCCCUACUGAAUGGGGUUGAGCUCACAGGAGGAGCGGAUAUGUCAUGGAGAAUGAACACAUCACACUGCCAUUACUCAGUGAGUAACUCACUUGGGCUCCGGGCCGCUCGGGGGCACAGAGCAGGUCUUAGCCAUGCUGUCAGUUUUCCCUGUUCUGACACUUUCAUGUCUGGGCCUCGCUGACUUGGGAGGGAUCGCUCUUCCUGGGCUGGCCAGUUCCUGGGGACGGUGAGCGGCUCGCCUGUGGUCGUGCCUGUACAUGAAGCCGACUUCCAGAGCCCACGCCCACCACUCCCUCCGUGGGCUCUCAUGCUCCUGACUGCUGACAGCCCAGAGCCCCGGGACCAUUCAGCCUGGCCAGGCCUAAGCCUGCUGGCCCUGCUUUCCCGUUCUUCCUUCCCAGAUCCCAUUGAGGGCUCCCCGUGUUGGCCACCCCCCUCACACCUCCUGGCCCUCCCAGUGCACCUGUGUGGACCUGGCCCUGUGGCAGGCCCUGCCUCCAGGUGUGGGGUCUGUGUGUUUCCACUGCUCCAUCCAUGAUGGUAAUUUCUGUCUCUGUGUCUCACCGCACCUGAGUAAACAGAUCCCAGGAACCCUGAAAACAAGCGGAAUCUGUGCCCAUUGCUCUCCUGGCUCCUGGAGGGCACGGUGGGCUCUGCUCCUGCUGGGAGGAGAGCGGCAGGUAGCACCGGGUGGCACAGGGAGCUGCUCUCUGGAACCGCGUGGGUGGCCGUGGCCAGGGCAUGAGCUGAAGGGGGUGUGCGGCAGCCGUGGGUGGCCGCAGAGGGGCUGGCAGCAGCUGAGCCAUGUGGAGCUAAACUGAGUGAGCCAGGAGGAAGGAUGAGGGUGCUGGCACACAGAGCUGGCCGCACCCACAGGAGCCGUCACACAGCGGAGCUGCCCUCCUCCGGCAAGGACGGCUGUGGUUGUGUAAUAAUCCCGGUGGGGCUCACAGCACUGCGUGGCAGGAGCGGAGCGAGCCUCGUAGGCGUUCCAGGUGUUCCCUGAGCCGGAUUAAAUGCCUCUGCGCUGUGGGGGUGGGGACAGCGUGGGGGGAAGCCAGGAAAAGCCGGGGCCAGAGGACCCCCCGCCGAGAAAGAGAAAGAGCUCAGAGCCGGGGACUGGAGGCCUGGAGGAGCCGAUGUGGGAGAGAUCCUCGUGGGAGGGCCCCAGUGGCCGGGAUGGUAAAAGACUUCGGAGCAAACUAAUCGAUUGUAAUUACAUGAAGGUGAAGCUGGUGAUGAUGUGUCAGAUGGGGAGUGUUCAGGAAAACUCCUACAAAGAGUCGCAGUGCACGCUCUGCGGGGAGCCGGAAGAGGAAGAAGCUGGAGACCUGGUCCAGCCGGGCAUCAGCUUUCCGGGGCCGGCAGAGGAGGAUCUAGACCCGCAGUACUCAUGGUCGCCCACGCAGCACUUCAAUGAGGAGCGCUACUCGCCCGCGCCCAGGAGCAUGAAGGGCCUUUCCGGAAGUCGGACCCAGCCGCCGCUGUGUUCCGGGCACACGUGUGGUCUGGCGCCCCCAGAGGACUGCGAGCACCUGCACCACGGGCCCGACGCGCGGCCGCCCUACCUGCUGAGCCCCGCCGACAGCUGCCCCGGGGGGCGCCACCGCUGCUCGCCGCGCAGCUCGGUGCACUCGGAGUGCGUGAUGAUGCCGGUGGUGCUGGGCGACCACGUGUCCAGCAGCACCUUCCCGCGGAUGCACUACAGCUCUCACUACGACACGCGCGACGACUGCGCUGUGGCCCACGCGGGUGCCAAGAUCAACCGCAUCCCGGCCAACCUGCUGGACCAGUUCGAGAAGCAGCUGCCGCUGCACCGGGACGGCUUCCACACGCUGCAGUACCAGAGGACGUCCGCGGCCGCCGAGCAGCGCAGCGAGAGCCCCGGGCGGAUCCGCCACCUGGUACACUCCGUGCAGAAGCUCUUCACCAAGUCGCACUCGCUGGAGGGCUCCUCCAAGAGCAACGCCAACGGCACCAAGGCGGACGGCCGGGCGGACGAUCACCACCACGCCCACCACGCCAAGCACAGCAAGAGGAGCAAGAGCAAGGAGCGCAAGCCGGAGGGCAAGCCCCGGCCCGGCAUGAGCAGCUGGUGGAGCUCGGACGACAACCUGGACAGCGACAGCACCUAUCGGACGCCCAGCGUGCUGAACCGGCACCACCUGGGCCCCGUGGCCCACUGCUACCCCGACGCGCUGCAGAGCCCCUUCGGGGACCUGUCCCUCAAGACCUCCAAGAGCAACAACGACGUCAAGUGCUCGGCCUGUGAGGGGUUGGCGCUGACGCCCGACGCCAAGUACCUGAAGCGCAGCUCCUGGUCUACGCUGACGGUCAGCCAGGCCAAGGAGGCCUACCGCAAGAGCUCGCUGAACCUGGACAAGCCGCUGCUGCACCAGGACGCCAAGCCCGCCCUGAGGCCGUGCCACUACCUCCAGGUACCUCAGGAUGAGUGGGGAGGGUACCCCACCGGUGGCAAAGAUGAGGAGAUUCCCUGCAGGAGAAUGAGAAGUGGGAGUUACAUUAAAGCCAUGGGGGACGAGGAGAGCGGAGAGUCAGACUCCAGCCCCAAGACAUCACCAAAGUCGGCAAUCCUACCGGAGCCGCUGCUGAAGUCCAUCGGACAGAGACCGCUUGGAGAGCACCAGACCCAGACCUACCUGCAAGCUGCAAGUGACGUGCCUGUGGGACACAGCCUGGACCCCGCUGCGAACUACAACUCCCCAAAAUUCCGCUCCCGGAACCAGAGCUACAUGAGGGCCGUCAGCACCCUGAGCCAGGCCAGCUGCGUGAGCCAGGUGAGCGAGGCGGAGAUCAAUGGGCAGUUCGAGUCCGUGUGCGAGUCCGUCUUCAGUGAAGUUGAAUCUCAGGCCAUGGAUGCCCUCGACCUCCCGGGAUGUUUCCGAACAAGGAGUCACAGCUACCUUCGAGCCAUUCAAGCCGGCUACUCCCAAGAUGACGAAUGUAUUCCCAUGAUGACACCCUCCGACAUCACCUCCACCAUCAGGUCAACAGCAGCUGUCUCAUAUACAAAUUACAAGAAAACGCCCCCACCGGUGCCCCCUCGGACCACUUCCAAGCCUCUGAUCUCGGUGACGGCGCAGAGCAGCACCGAAUCCACCCAGGACGCCUACCAGGACAGCCGCGCACAGAGGAUGUCCCCAUGGCCCCAGGACAGCCGCGGCCUCUACAACUCCACAGACAGCCUGGACAGCAACAAGGCCAUGAACCUCGCGCUGGAGACGGCCGCUGCCCAGCGCCACCUGCCCGAGAGCCAGAGCAGCUCUGUGCGGACCAGCGACAAGGCCAUCCUGGUGUCCAAGGCAGAGGAGCUCCUCAAGAGCCGCUGCUCCUCCAUCGGGAUUCAGGAUUCUGAAUUCCCAGAGCAUCAGCCAUACCCAAGGUCAGAUGUGGAAACGGCCACAGAUUCUGACACGGAGAGCCGCGGUCUGCGGGAAUACCACUCUGUCGGGGUGCAAGUGGAAGACGAGAAGCGACACGGACGUUUUAAACGUUCUAACAGCGUCACGGCCGCCGUCCAAGCUGACCUGGAGCUGGAGGGGUUCCCAGGCCACAUCACCAUGGAGGACAAAGGCCUUCAGUUCGGCUCAUCCUUCCAGCGGCACUCCGAGCCCAGCACCCCCACCCAGUACAGCGCGGUGCGAACUGUACGGACCCAGGGGCUCUUCAGCUAUCGAGAAGACUAUCGGACCCAAGUGGACACCUCCACCCUGCCCCCUCCAGACCCCUGGCUGGAGCCCGCCAUCGACACGGUAGAGACUGGGAGGAUGUCUCCGUGCCGCAGGGAUGGCUCGUGGUUUUUGAAGCUGCUGCACGCAGAGACAAAGAGGAUGGAAGGCUGGUGCAAAGAGAUGGAGAGAGAGGCGGAGGAGAACGACCUCUCGGAGGAAAUUCUCGGUAAAAUCAGGAGUGCUGUUGGGAGUGCCCAGCUUCUCAUGUCCCAGAAAUUCCAGCAGUUUUAUUGGCUUUGUCAACAGAAUAUGGACCCCAGCGCCAUGCCGAGGCCGACAUCUCAGGACCUGGCCGGCUACUGGGACAUGCUGCAGCUCUCCAUUGAGGACGUCAGCAUGAAGUUCGACGAGCUGCAGCGGCUGCGGCUCAACGACUGGAAGAUGAUGGAGUCCCCGGAAAGAAAGGAAGAAAGAAAGGUCCCGCCUCCAAUACCAAAGAAGCCUCCCAAAGGGAAAUUUCCCAUCACAAGAGAAAAAUCCCUGGACCUGCCCGACAGACAACGCCAGGAAGCCCGGAGACGACUCAUGGCCGCCAAGCGAGCGGCGUCCUUCCGGCAGAAUUCUGCCACCGAGCGCGCGGACAGCAUCGAGAUCUACAUCCCCGAGGCCCAGACCCGGCUCUGAGGACGGAGGCCGGCCACCUUCCCCUUGGUUGUUUCUGCUUUUUCACAAAACGCUUGUACAGUUCGUUGCCUCCCUGGUGGUUUCUGUCUCCUUGCUUCCACUGAACACGCCCUUGCUCUUACGCUCCUUGUACCGUGAACACAGUGCAAUGCCGGUGGCCUCAGAGUCCACGGAGCUCGUGGCGAGGACGACUUUUGCUUUUUUUUUUUUUUUUUUUAAACUGGUGGCCUGGCUCACACUUGGCUCUGAGGGACAGGUGUGGUGAGACCUGAUUUCUCCUCCGUGUUCUCAGAGGACGGCGAGAAAUGCCUCUGGAGCUGGAACCCAGCUUACAUUUUGUUAUUUCUAUUUUUAUAAAUUGUGUGAUAAUUAGAGGUAAGAAUAACAAAUAACUAUAAAUGGGUGCAUCUCACCACUCCCUAGAGGCAUUAGACACCAAGUGGAAGGUGCUACAACCUGAAGUGCAGGAAAGAAAGGCCCAUUCCCCUCGCACAGCCGAGCUUUUACCCCGAGCACAGGCGGCCAGUCCGCCCGCUCCGCUCUCCUGCUCCUGUGUCCGUCACAGAUAGAAAACAUGAGGCUCCUUGUGUCAAGCUUCCUGUGAUGGAAAGGGACCUCCCCAACCACCAAACUCCCCGCCAUACAGUUCUCCAAAAUCCCAGGCGAAGACAAGUCUGAACCCACGAAAAUACCCAGCACAGCAUCUACACAUUCAAAAGAUAAGCUGAGUGUUCCCACAAGGAAGUCACCCGCAGAGAGGAGAGUCUUACGGAGGGCUGGGAGCAUAAAAGGAAAACAAUGUCCUUACUUCUAAACAGUUAUUGUAUUUUUUAUUUCUUUGUAACUUAAAAUACGACACCCAGUAUUUUCUUUAAGUUUCACCAUUUACGCUACAUGUGAUUUUUUUAAUGUAUGUAUAUAUAUAUUCUCAAAUUGCUCUAUCAGCUGACUUUUCAGGGUAUCCUUAAAAAAAAAACACACGAAAAACAAAAGUUUGCUUGUUUAAAAUGACAGUUGUGAUGUAAAAAGUUUAAGAAAUAUGAAUGUGAGUGGUAAGUAUAUCUCAGUUUAAAUGGUAAAGAAGAAAUGUAGUUUACAUUUGUAUUUUUCCAGAAUUCUUUUGUCCUAUGCAGUAUUGCUAAAGUCAAGAAUAUAUUCCUUGCCUGUGUUAGACAUGAAGGGAAAAAGAGGUCACAUAUUGUGAUUUCCAGCUGUAGCAUUCAAAAAAAAAAAAUUGGUGUUCAUGACUCUGUGGUCGGUGCCAGAGGAAAAUAGGAACAACUCUAAUUAAUAGGCUUUCUGUGUAUAUAAUUAAAUUCAGCUGCUGCGACCAUUGUUCUGACACGACUUCUGUUUCACAGUUCAGACCGGUCUUCAAAGGAAAAGCCUAUCCGAUUUUUCCAUGGGUUCCAGUUUCAGAGUUCUCAUUAUUACUCAAAGUAAAAGCGGACUGCGAUUUAAGAUGUUUCCACCCCAAUUCCUGGUCUUCCUUCCCGGCUUAAGGAGUACCACGUACUUAGCCACAGGCAGAACAGCUUUCGAUGACCCCAUAGCACUUUGCUUCUUCACCUUGAUUUGCACUUUACAAUGUCCCCAGCCCCUCUGCAGCCCGUGGCUAGCAGGGCGUUGGAUGUGCGGUUGCCCCCCAGCGCGCCCUCCAGAGCUGUGGUGUCUCCCCUGCCUCAUUCCCCACAUCCCACUGAGCAUGGGACCAUUGGGAGCAGAGCUGAUAUUAAAGCAUGUUUAGCUUCGAAGUUUUACUUUUUUAAAGCUGAGUAGUUAAGAAUUCCCUGUAAAAACAAAACCCUGUAAAUUGAGCCUCAUGUCUGGUAUAUAUUUUACCAAACAGCCUUAAAAUAUAUUUGGAAGCAAAAAUCAGUACGAAUGUAUCUCCUUGAAAAAUGCAAAAAAAAAAACCCUGAAAUAUUCUUCUAUAAAUGAAUCCUAUUUCCCCAGAGUGUUCAAGGCAUUUUUCUACCUAAAUAAAUACCUAAAUCUUGAGUAGUGUACAGUAAUGACGCUUCUUCCUAUAUCCACUCUUAUUAUGUUAAAACAAAUGUAUUUGCGAGUAUUGGCAUUUUAGACUUUAAAAAUGCUGUAUGAUUUCAGAUGAACUCUGCUGUUUAGAAGUAACCACAGAAAAGCAAAGUCAGUGUACAGUCCGAGUGAAAAGAAAUGUAAUGUGGAUAAAGGCCCGCCACCUCCUCACAUUGGUCUAUCUACUGGCAGCUGAUAUGUUUAACUCAUUUCCUUGAGCUUAUACAAAACAUAUAAAAGCAAACUGUUAAAGUAGACAAUAAUUAUUUGUCUCAAAUCCCAGAUUCUAUGAUCCCUGCUUAAAAGAAAAUGUUCACUGGAUGUAGGUUGAUUUCUUAUGUUUUGUAGACUCAUUGUUAUUUUUCAAUCCCCAAAAGUCUUGGCCUAAACCAUCCCUAGGUGAGCAGACUAACCUACCACUACCUUGCACAGGGGUUGGUGACUCGACGUGGUGAAUGUGCACACGCCCUGCCUGGUCCGCCAUGUUCCAAAGAUGAUUUAAUGGUAGAACAGAUACCUGCUGCUAGACCUGAUGGAAUGUUACCUGUCCGUGUUACAUAAUCAAGUGCAAUAUACUCAGUUCUCAUGCAGGUGACAUUCUACCAUGAAACGCAGAAGAUAAGCCAUGUUUCUGUAUUGUACAUGUAAAGAAAAAUAAAACUGUUUAUGAUACUUGUGUUAGUCACUCGAGCUAGCUUAUGUCAGCCACUUCUAGCAAAUCAUGCCAUGGAGCUCACGACGUGUGACCAUUUCGUCAUAUUUAAAAUAUAACUUCAAGAAAAGAGUAAGCAUCCAUUGGAGAACACGGCUGAAAAUUAUUGUGCUGUUCUAGGAACAUCAUCCUAGAGAGUGUGAUGUUCACUAUAACCCCAUACCUACAUUCCCUAAUGAUACAGCCAAUCACAGGUGAAACCCAGACACUCUCCUUAGAGCCGACAGGUUGAUCCUGCUGUGUUGAAGGCUGUGGUUAAUAAAACACAAGUAUGAUAAACAGGACUGAGCGUUUAGCCCGGGAAAGGAGAAUGCUGCUUGUCACCUAGAGUGCUUUCCUUGUGAUGCAUCUCUCGCAUCUUCACGUGUUGUUGUGUUUGAGGUAAAACUAGUUGUUAUCAAUGACAAUUUUUACCAUAGUUUUCUCAGCAAAUUUAUAUCACCAUCUUAGAAUGGUAUAUAAAAAAAUUGAACUGUUUAUGAUACCAAAAAAUUACAGUUUUGUUUAAAAGGAAAUGUUGAUGUUUUCAACUCCAAAUCAAUUCUAAAAACUUCAAGCACUUAAUGGAAAGGUAAAUGGUCAGAUAAAAAUAUAAUUACCUGUAAGGUUAUCUGGUUUUAAAAGAAAAAAAAAAGGCUACAAAAUCAGUGACCUACUAAGUAGACGGAAUUUUUCCCUGCUGCUUCUUAUGAAAGUGGCCAGGUUUAUGAUUAGAAGACAUAGUGGCAGAGCACACAUGUGCAUAGGUUCUGAUUAUUUCUCUUGGAGCAUAUGUCCUUGUCUUGAUUUUUGCCUUUUCGAUGCCAUAUUAAGCAGCCACCGUUUCCACCCCUUUCAUUAGAAGGCCCUGCAUCCGUAAAUUCGCUCAUCUCUGUUUUUGUUAGAUCCUUGUAAGCAUCGCUACCCCAGUCCAGGAUGGAAUUUCACAGGAAAGUGAAGGGAUACUGCAGGCCUGUGUUUGCAGCACCUGUGGUGACUGUGGAAUGAGCUCUAUUAGGGACAGCUGUCUGGUUUGCGCCAAACCUUCUGGGGGCGAAUAGGGAGUGGGGGAGGUGGGUCCAAGUCUUCCUCAGGAAGGCCUUUUCUAUCGGCAGCAAUUCCAUCAAGCCUAGCCAUCCUGUGGUCCUGAGCAUGAAGGGGCCAGGGGACCUCCUGGGAGAUGCAGCUUGUGUUUCAGCUGUGUUUCAUCAGUCAGCCUUGCUUGGAAUUCUGGCAGGUUCCCCGGGGUGUUUCAGCGGACAGGAGGCCCACGUGCCGUGGCUGAGUCAGCCUGGGUACCCCAGUCACCAGCAGGGCCAUCCUUGAUGACAGGGCCCCCCAUGAACCUGGGAGAGGCAGCGGGAAAUGUGUGAGAGGGUGUGCGCUGGUACGGACAUAAAAGCAUUGUCCAAAACAGCACUGGUUCGGGGAGGGCCCCUGGAUACUGCCUUUGGCCCACACUGAAAACUGGAAUUGCCCCACCUGUGAGCACAGAAACACACUUCUCCAACACGGGCCGAAAUAACUAAACUCCACAUGGUUCCUGCCUGCUCAUUUCCCAGCCCUCUUCUUCUCAAGCCUGAACUUCAUUUUUUUUUUAGCUGCAAAUUUAACAGGCUAAUUUAAAACAGCAGUUUUCAGACGACAGCCCCUGGGAAUGCUCCAGGGUUCUCUUGUUUUGAUCUGCAUGUCUGUUUACACUUCUCUGUAGGCGUGGGUUGAAUACAAGGUUCCAAAACUUUAAAAUAGCAAACCACGAGCUUAAGAGAUGAAAAAGAUGACCCUUUUCUGAUUAGGAUCCGUAACUGUGGGCUGGGGCAAUGCAGUGUGCUUCAUUCAGCGCCGUGUGUCAGCCAUGACACACACCACAUAAGGUCAGCUCAGAGCCCAUGGCUUCCCUGCAGGAGCCCCAUCUUGUCGCUAUUAGUUGGGAGCUGCAAUACAUUGUUGGCCAUAAACAAAGUGCUAAAGGAAAGGGUUUGCUUCUACGCAUUCGGCUGAAUGCCCCCAGUGCAGGGUGGCAGCAGAAUGUUCUGGAAAUGAAGGAGAUAUUGCUAGGAAUCUCUAGGCUGUUAGGCAACCUGGCUUUUAUUCAUCCUCAGCCAGCAACUCAUCUCAAGUUUGUGUCUCAGUUUUUUCCUCUAGAAAGGGGAUUACAGUUCCUGUCCCUGUCUUCCUCCAGGACACAUUGUGAGGAUUAAUGACAUAUUGGCUCUAAAGUCCUUUGAGCUCCUGGGAACAGGUGGUGAAAGUGUGAAUUAUUGCUAAGGAUUACUCGCUGGCCUCUUCUAGAAUGCCGCCCUCCCAGCUCUGCAGGGCACGCUGCCAAAAUCCAGGCUGGUCGUAAAUAUCUCAGAGAUAAUCAGGGACCACCAGAGGCAGAGGCCAUGAGACUGUCUUUGGAAAGGUUUGGAAAUGCAGAAAUAACUACAAGGGCCGUUCUCCUUAGCUUCUGGCUUUCAACUGUUUCUAGAUGCUUCCAAGAACAAGAACCCAGCACCAACCAGAAUUAGGCCACGUUUUCACCAUUACUUAAGCUCAGUCGCCUCUUAGAUGAAAUGAGGAGAUAAACUAAACAUUAAAAUGAUGAAGAAAAAAAAUUAUUUGGAAGCAGAAAACCGCAUGGGUGGGGAAACAGCAGGAACGAAAUCAGACACACUGACUCAAACCACGGAAGGGUUUGAGAAGCCCACCCCUCUAAUUCCAGCUGUUUGUAAUUUCUCUACUUCGCACGUGAGAGAAGGCAGAGGUGGUCCGUGGGAAAGCUCCGGGAAAUAACCGUCUUUCAUCCUUGCCACAUUGAAAAAUGUCCACAAUUUUAUGAAUUGCUGUCCUAACCCUGGCGUUUUUAUCCAGUGUUAAAAUAAAUUAUUUCAAGUUUCAAUGUAAACACUUAACAGAUGACUCCUUUGCAGAAGAAAUGUUCGUUACCUACUAUCAAACUACUUUUUAACAGAUUUUGUAUAUACACACACAAGUUGACAGAGGUUUACCUCCCUACUUUCUUAGAUUUUAUGUAACUCUUUUCAUUGGUGCUUAUUCAGAACCUGAAAGCCUUGGGCAUCCAAGCUUUCACCUACUCAAUGGAGGAGAGGUGAUAAUAAAUGAAAAGAUUGACACCAGGUUUCUUGGACAAAUUUAAGUUCAAAUUUAUCUCUUUCAAGUAGACCAUGGUCUCCCUAGAGAGUGUGUUGGCUUGUGUCUGCCAGUACGACAAAGGAUGCUCCCAGCUUGAUCGUGGUACCUUAUGGAAGCCACUCACGCAUUCUCUGAUUUACCCCCAAAACACUACCAUGCCCCAGCCCCGCUCAUUUGAAUAAUACAAUCAUAUCACUUUCAAAGGGCUCAGCAAGAAUGUUCCCCUCACUCCACUUUUUAACUGGUUUGCUGAACUCAACAAGGCUUCCCCUUACGAGCAGUGAGACCUAGGCUCCUUUCGAACGCUUCCUUCCGAACGGUAAGCCACUUCGCUCUCGGACAGGACAGGUCCUCCCUGCAGAGAGACACAACUCAUCCCCCGACCUUCCAUACUACAGACCAAAAUACCCAGGUGUGGCCUAAGGACUAUAUUAAAUGCCUCCUAUAGAAAUUCAAGGAAUGUUAGAACCAGGAAACUAGCUGUUUAAAGUUUUAGAGAAGUAUAUAAAUAUAUAUAUAAAUAUAAAUAUGAAAUCAUAUCGAGUGUGAGGAUGAACAGAGUGCCAAAUAUCCAGCAUCUGUACAAAGUCAUUCACUGGAAUUCAACUAUUUUAUGUAAUUCUCUUUCUCACGCUUUUAUGGUUCUUUUGAUAAAUUCUAUUUAGUAGCAUGCAGGAUACCUUAUCUGAAUGUGCAAUAUGCUAUUCAUCACCACGACAAUUUCUUACUUCUUCUUAAUAACUUACCAGAAUGUUGGUCAUUCCUUUAAGGCAUUUAAGGAUUGCUUUAUUUGUGUUCUUUUUUCCCAUGACUUUUUUUCACUCUCAGCUGACUGUAAGAAACUGCGCACCGUUUCCGCCAUAACCGUCCUGUGACGAUGCCUCCAUUUGACUUCUGUAUCGCUGAUGUUCACCUCCUGUAAAUAGUUCGGCAAUUAAAUUUUUUGAGAAAAGUAAUGUUUACUUUUUUAUUGGAGUGAAUUCUCGUGUUAUUUUAAUCUCAGAAAAAUUAUAUAGACCAAAGAGUUUUAUCCGAAAAAAAAUUACACUCUUCCUCCAUUAUAUAUUUCAUUGUUGAAAUAUCCUCAAUUUCUCUAUAUUUUAAGAAGUAAUGGACAUUUAUUAAGGCUACAGAUUUAAUAUGUAUGCAAAAUGGUAUAGAUUAAAUGAGUUUUUAAUUAAUAAAUCCUACAGUAUUUA